Messenger RNA from Schistosoma turkestanicum, 3180 nucleotides. Lineage: Eukaryota; Metazoa; Platyhelminthes; Trematoda; Strigeidida; Schistosomatidae. The record is from the annotation of a GenBank genome assembly.
AUGAGAGAACAGUAUACAUUUCAUCAUCAUGAAAGUCUUUCUAGAGGAGUUCUAAGUCCAGUUACUUAUGUCAGAUGUCAACAGAUUAAUCAGCACUUGGUCAACAGACUAGGUUUGGAAACUAGCCUUCAGGGUCAUCAUGGUUGUGUUAACUGCUUAGAAUGGAAUGAGAGUGGUUCCUAUCUUGCCAGUGGUUCAGACGAUCGUUGCCUAAUUAUCUGGGAUCCAUUUGAACGUAAAUCCCUUUUGACUAUGAAUACUGGUCACGUGGCGAAUAUAUUUUCUGUCAAAUUUUUAUCUAGUUUGAAUGAGAAUCUCAUCGCAACAGGUGCAGCUGAUAACAAAAUUCGUGUACAUGACAUUAAAGCAUUAGAAACUCGGCAUGUGUUUUCUUGUCAUUCAGGUCGGGUUAAACGAUUGGCAAAUACUCCAUCUGAACCAUUUUUGUUUUGGUCAGCCUCAGAAGAUGGAACCUGUAGACAGUUUGAUCUACGAGAUCCUGAUCAGGCUUCUGUAAAUAAACCAUGUAAUGUACUAGUCAACUUACGAUUUCAAGAUAACGUUUUUGCCGAAGCUAAAUGUAUUGCAGUAAAUCCAUUAAAACCUGAGUUAGUUGCCAUUGGUGGGAAUGAACCAUUUGUACGGAUGUUCGAUCGACGCAAAUUAACACUUUCUACCUGUGAUAGCGCUACACCACAAGAGAGGAUACAAGUUGCAUCAAGGAGAACUGCUACGAAUACUCCAUCCAGUUUAUUGCCUUCGUUUCCAUAUGGUGCAGCUAAAUAUUUUGUUCCGUCACAUCUACCAGGUAAAAUAUUAACUGAUGGUUUAGACUAUCGAACUUUCAGUGUAACAUCAGUUAGUUUUAGUUCAGACGGUGAAGAACUAUUAGCAAAUAUCGGACGUGAUAAUAUUUAUCUAUUUCAUCUAGCUUCACAAAAUGAACCAUUUCAAUGUCAGUCAUCGUUUAAAUCAACUAGAUUAUUGUAUAAUUUAUCUCCAUCACAACCAGGGGAUAGAUUUCGUUCUUUUCAUAUUCCUACGUGGUUUUGUCCUUCAACAAUGGAAUGUUCUGAUUCUCAUUCAGGCUUAACUUACGAUUGUCGUUGUAAUUCUUCUAUGGCGUUUGACUACGCAACCGUACUGGCUUCGCGAUUAAUUGAAGCCAAGGCGUAUGCUGUUGCAGUUCACAAGUAUAAUCAACUUAUUCAACAAUAUCCCUUCUGUCCACAGCUGUAUACAGGCCGCGCUACUGCUUUAAUUAAACGAAAUUGGAAUGGCGAUAUUUACAAUGCUCUAUUGGAUUGCCGAAAUGCUAUGCAACUUACUACUCAAACUAACAAUGUUUCCUAUAGUAUCCAGAACAACAAAACUAUUAAUAAGUGCCAAUUAUUAAGCAGUUCUGUUUACCUUACAGCUUUGUUACUCUCAGUUCGAUGUUUAUUAUGUUUGGAUUGGUUAAAUGCUGCUCGUAUUCAACUUAAGCAGGCGCUGGACAGCUUUCCUAAUCUUUUUAAACAUUUUACGCAUCAAAAGAUUUCGGAAAUGACAAUCACUACACCUUCCUCUUCAUCUACUAACACACCAACAACCAGUAACAUUCAUACAAGCCCGUCUAAAUACAGUUGCAAAUCAGACAACCUGGUUAAAGUGUUUGAACAUUUAAAGUCGAAAUUACUGGCGAGAGAAAAACAAUUAGAAUCAAAGUCUAACAAAUCGAAAACAGAAGAUAAGGAAUUUAGGAAAAGUAAUACAUCAAUACAUGCUGAUAAUAACAAUCAUACAACUUGUGAUAGCGAUGAUGACGAUAAUGAUGCCAAGGAUUCAUCAGUAUCAAAAUCAGAAACGUUUUCUUACUUGCAAUGUGAUAACGUAUCUGAACAGAUCUCCUCAGGGUCUUGGAAUGGUUCUAAUUAUGACAAUCGAAUGAAGUCAAAACUAUGUGCUUGUUUAAAUUGUUCAUGUGACCGAAUGUGGAUAGAAGAAGAUGAAAGAGAAAGGCGAAAGAGUGCUAUCGAUUUUUCAGCAUCCUAUAUUGGUCAUUGUAAUUCAAUAACAGAUAUUAAAGAAGCGAAUUUCUUUGGGAGCUAUGGACAAUAUAUUGUCGGUGGAUCUGAUUGUGGUGCAUUUUUUAUAUGGGAUCGUAAUACAACUAAUAUAAUGCGAAUAUUAAAAGCAGAUAGUUCUACUGUCAAUUGUGUUCAACCUCAUCCGUCUAUUUGUUUGUUAGCAAGUUCUGGAAUUGACUCUGUUGUAAGAAUAUGGUCACCCAAUUGUGAAGACGACCCUGAUCAAACACGAGUUGUUAGGGAUCAAGUUGGAGCGGCUGAACGAAAUCAACAACGCUCUAAUGCCGAUCCACUUGAAAUAAUGCUGUUAAAUAUGGGUUAUAAUAUUCCUGGUCUGGAUCUUGAUUUUAAUAGAGAUAGACGAUCACGAGGUCGCGAUUGUAUUGAUGAACAGCAUGAUGAAGAGACUGAAUCAAGUGAUGAUGACGAUGAUAAUAACCAUGACAUCAAUUUCGAAAAGAUUUCUUCUUCUGUGCAACUAUCUGGAAAUGAGACUUAUGCUAAUAUAAAUCAUUCGACCAAAAGUCUUGAUAACAUCUCGCACAAUGAUUCUGUUUCGAAUAGCGCGAAUAUAGUUAAUGAAGACACCGAAAGUGUUGUUAGUCAGACUGAUAGUCAAAAGCGUACUGUAAAUGAAUCAAUUGAUAUGUGUUGCCAGUUAGGUAAUUCUCAAGCACCUGAGCAGAAGCGAACAAAAACGGGUAAUUUAUCUGAUGAAGAAACCUCUUUUCAACCAUCAGUCGCUGCUACCAUAUUUAAUAGUGAUUUUAAUACGUCUGAUGAUGAUUCUGAUGCUGCAUCAACGGGAAAUGAUACAAAACGUAAACCUAAUCGUUCGCGUAAAUCACAAUCUAGUCAAAAUCGAUGUUUACGACGUAUUCGUACACGAAGAAUACCAAUUAGUGCUACUUUUCAGGACGCCGAAAUUGUAACUACUCCGUGGUUAAUUGAUUUUUUCCCCAUCGAAGUUCAUUCAAUUAAUUCACAAUCAACAGUAGGUGAGACAAAUGAGCAAGAAGUGCAAGCACAAGAACGUAGAACUACUUCUCGAGAGGAUGAAGACAGAAAUGACUAUAACAAUGUAUCAGAAGUCUCUUGCACUGUCAGUUGA